AUGGCGACUAAUGGAAAAUUGGCACUUCUCAGCGUAUCCGAUAAAACCGGCCUUUUGCCACUGGCAAAGUGUUUAUCGGACAUCGGCCUCGGGUUAGUGGGCAGCGGUGGGACAGCGGCCGCCUUACGCAAUGCCGGCCUUAAAGUAUUGGACGUGUCGGACAUCACCGGUGCCCCGGAGAUGCUCGGGGGAAGGGUCAAGUCUUUACACCCCGCUGUUCAUGCCGGCAUUUUAUCUAGGCUUACAGAAUCCGAUCAGGCGGACAUGAAGCGGCAGAAGUUCGACAUGAUCAGCGUUGUCGUGUGCAACCUCUAUCCGUUCGUUCAAACGGUGUCCAAACCUGAUGUGACAGUAGCCGAUGCGGUUGAGAACAUUGAUAUCGGAGGAGUAACAUUACUAAGGGCAGCAGCUAAAAACCAUGACAGAGUUACUGUCAUAUGCGACCCUGCUGAUUAUGACAAGAUCAUAGAAGAGCUUCAAAAAAACAAGGAUCACCAGACUUCAUUAGAAACGAGACAAAAACUGGCUCUGAAAGCUUUUACUCACACAUCAGAGUACGAUCUUGCCAUCUCAGACUACUUCCGUAAACAAUAUUCGGCUGGACAGUCACAGCUGACGCUGCGAUAUGGAAUGAACCCACAUCAGAAGCCAGCACAAGUAUUCACAACUAGAGAUUGCUUACCUCUUACUACAUUGAACGGUUCCCCCGGUUUCAUCAAUCUAUGCGACGCUCUCAAUGCCUGGCAACUCGUCAUAGAAUUAAAACAGGCCUUAGGCCUACCCGCAGCAGCCAGUUUCAAGCACGUAUCGCCAGCUGGCGCUGCUGUAGGCUUACCCUUGACUGAGGAAGAAGCGUCGGUGUGCAUGGUGAGCGACAUGGGCGCGCGGCUGAGCCCGCUGGCGUGCGCGUACGCGCGCGCGCGCGGCGCCGACAGGAUGAGUUCGUUCGGCGACUUCGUGGCGCUGUCCGACAGAUGCGACGAGUCCACCGCUAGAAUCAUAUCUCGGGAAGUGUCUGACGGCAUCGUCGCUCCCGGAUACACGCCCGAAGCACUCGAAAUACUCAAGAAGAAAAAGGGCGGCAAUUAUUGCGUUUUACAGAUGGAUCCAGCCUACACGCCAGCAUUAAUGGAACAGAAAACAAUUUUCGGACUCACGUUGGAACAGAGGCGAAAUGACGCCAAGAUAACUGCAGAUUUGUUCAAAAAUGUUGUCACGAACAACAAGGAAUUGCCGGAGAGUGCUGUGAGAGAUUUAAUCGUAGCUACCAUCGCCUUGAAGUACACUCAAAGCAACUCUGUGUGUUACGCUAGGGAUGGCCAGGUGGUAGGCAUCGGUGCGGGCCAGCAGUCGCGCAUCCACUGCACGCGGCUGGCGGGCGGCAAGGCGGCGCUGUGGUGGGCGCGCCGCCACCCGCGCCUCGCCGCGCUUCGCUUCCGCCCCGGAGUCUCUCGCGCGGUGCAGGCCAACGCCAUCGACAACUUCGUCAACGGAACCGUUGGAUCAGAUCUUCCACUAGAACAAUGGAAUGCAUUGUUCGAGGGCGAAGCUCCUGCUCUUCUUACUGAAGCCGAGCGCGAUGACUGGCUUAAGAAGUUGGACAAAGUCGCACUUGCUUCCGACGCUUUCUUCCCAUUCAGGGACAAUAUUGAUAGAGCUGUCCAGUGCGGAGUCCAAUACAUUGGCAGUCCGUCGGGCUCCAACAAUGAUCAAGAAGUUAUCGAAGCGUGCAACGAACAUAACAUUGUUUUGUGUCACACUAACCUAAGAUUGUUCCACCACUAA
This is a messenger RNA of Parnassius mnemosyne (clouded apollo), 1785 nucleotides long. Lineage: Eukaryota; Metazoa; Arthropoda; Insecta; Lepidoptera; Papilionidae. The record is from the annotation of a GenBank genome assembly.